Messenger RNA from Carlito syrichta (Philippine tarsier), 852 nucleotides. RefSeq names its product mitochondrial ribosomal protein L11 (gene MRPL11). Lineage: Eukaryota; Metazoa; Chordata; Mammalia; Primates; Tarsiidae. Bases 80 to 658 code for a protein of 192 amino acids. The record is from RefSeq and is a predicted model, not a curated record. Gene Ontology annotation, biological process: translation. Gene Ontology annotation, molecular function: structural constituent of ribosome; large ribosomal subunit rRNA binding. Gene Ontology annotation, cellular component: ribosome; mitochondrial large ribosomal subunit. The transcript has 5 exons.
CUCUGCCCCAAGAUGGUGGCGCCCGCAGCGCCGCUCUUGCUGCUUUCCUGAGUCGAACGAAAGCCGGGAGCCCCGCGUCAUGUCGAAGCUCAGCCGGGCCACUCGGGCCCUCAGGAAGCCCGAGGUCGGCGGCGUGAUCCGGACCAUCGUGCGGGCGGGCCAGGCCAUGCCCGGGCCCCCACUUGGCCCCGUCCUGGGUCAGCGAGGCGUUUCCAUCAACCAGUUCUGCAAGGAAUUCAACGAGAAGACGAAGGACAUCAAAGAAGGCAUUCCCCUGCCUACCAAGAUUUUUGUGAAGCCUGACAGGACAUUUGAAAUCAAGAUUGGACAACCCACUGUCUCCUACUUCCUAAAGGCAGCUGCUGGGAUUGAGAAGGGUGCUCGGCAGACAGGAAAAGAGGUGGCAGGCCUGGUGACCUUGAAGCACGUGUAUGAGAUCGCCCGCGUCAAAGCUCAAGAUGAGGCCUUUGCCCUAAAGGACGUACCCCUGUCCUCUGUUGUCCGCUCCAUCAUCGGCUCUGCCCGUUCCCUGGGCAUUCGCGUGGUGAAAGACCUCAGUUCAGAAGAGAUGGCAGCUUUCCAGAAGGAGCGAGCCUUAUUCCUGGCUGCUCAGAAAGAAGCAGAUUUGGCAGCCCAGGCAGAAGCUGCCAAGAAGUGACCCUUGCCUGCCACACUCCAAGGUCUCGAAGGAAGCAGUUGAGAAGGGGUCUAGUUGAGAAGGUCAUGCCAAAGGGGAGGAGGGGAGGUCACACCGACAUGAUGAUUAUUUUCCUGGUUUUAAAUUAUAUAUUUUUACACAUGGGUGUAUCAAGGGAUCAAGCCUGAAUAAAUAUCCUUUGUGCCCCACUCUCA